This is a messenger RNA of Dentiscutata erythropus, 206 nucleotides long. Lineage: Eukaryota; Fungi; Glomeromycota; Glomeromycetes; Diversisporales; Gigasporaceae. The record is from the annotation of a GenBank genome assembly.
AUCGGUCGCAUGUGGACGAAUUGGAUACGAGAAAUCCCAACUUACUUAAGGCUGCAAAAACAGCGGCAACCAAAGUCAUGGAGACCAUAAACGUCAGCAAGGUCCUUGAAUUUAUGGAUAAGGACACAGUAAAUAAGAAAGGGAGGUUUUCGUUUGGAAUAUUGGUGGGUGUUGAUGUUCGUAGAAUUUCGGAUGAUGCGAUAUAA